This is a messenger RNA of Arabidopsis thaliana (thale cress), 1370 nucleotides long. It is a transcript of the gene AtVEX1, whose product is annotated as Nodulin MtN3 family protein. Gene Ontology annotation, molecular function: sugar transmembrane transporter activity. The transcript is spliced from 5 exons. Gene Ontology annotation, cellular component: plasma membrane; membrane. The coding region runs from base 296 to 937 and encodes 213 amino acids. NCBI's taxonomy places the organism in Eukaryota, Viridiplantae, Streptophyta, Magnoliopsida, Brassicales, Brassicaceae. The record is from RefSeq and is marked reviewed. Gene Ontology annotation, biological process: carbohydrate transmembrane transport; protein homooligomerization.
AAGCAGAAACCAAAAAUAAUCCAAAUAUCAAAAAACCAAAAACAGAACCUAGAAACCACACCAAAAAAAAAAAAGCUAUUUCAUCAAACAAACAAAACUCACAUCACAAAUCAGAAACAAACAAAAAAGAAACGCAGUACUAAAGAAAAAAAUUAUAAACAAGAAUCAUCGAAAAGAAGAAUCGAAAUCAUCAACAUAUUUUGUUUCUCUUCUUCUUUUAUUUUUAUAAAAUAUAAAUUAGUUCUUUGAUAAAAUCUGUAGAAGAUAAAGAAUUCUUCUUUAGAAACAAAGAAAAAUGACGGACCCCCACACCGCCCGGACGAUCGUCGGAAUCGUUGGAAACGUGAUUUCUUUCGGCUUGUUCUGCGCUCCAAUACCAACGAUGGUGAAGAUAUGGAAGAUGAAAUCGGUCUCCGAGUUUAAGCCAGAUCCAUACGUAGCUACGGUUUUAAACUGCAUGAUGUGGACAUUUUACGGACUUCCUUUCGUCCAGCCCGACAGUCUCCUCGUCAUCACCAUUAAUGGAACUGGUCUUUUCAUGGAACUCGUUUACGUCACCAUCUUCUUUGUCUUCGCUACCUCCCCUGUCCGCAGAAAGAUCACAAUAGCUAUGGUUAUCGAGGUAAUAUUCAUGGCGGUGGUGAUCUUCUGCACAAUGUAUUUUUUGCAUACAACAAAGCAGAGAUCAAUGCUUAUUGGGAUCUUGUGCAUUGUUUUCAACGUCAUCAUGUAUGCUGCUCCUCUCACCGUCAUGAAACUUGUGAUAAAGACAAAGAGCGUGAAAUACAUGCCGUUCUUCCUAUCAUUAGCCAACUUCAUGAACGGUGUCGUUUGGGUCAUUUAUGCAUGUCUUAAAUUUGACCCUUAUAUUUUGGUAAACCCUCAUAUAUAUCUUUAUUGUUUGGAACUCAAAUCCCUACAUCUCAAAAAGGACUAAUUAUCUUCCAUGCAUGAAAACAGAUUCCAAAUGGUCUUGGAUCGCUAUCAGGAAUAAUCCAGCUUAUAAUAUACAUAACUUACUAUAAAACAACUAACUGGAACGAUGACGAUGAAGAUAAAGAAAAGCGCUAUUCGAAUGCUGGAAUCGAACUUGGCCAGGCUUGAUAGUUUCAGCUAUUUCAUCGUCUACGGUGCUUCAUCGAUAGGUUAAGAUAGAAUCAGAAGUGAGGUGAAGUUCUUAUUACUAUUAUUUUGUGUAAGCCUAUGUAGAAAAAAAAUGAACAAGUGGAACCCUUAAGUUAUGAAGUUUCUUGUGUAUGAAGAAAUGGGUUUUCAGUUUUUUUUUUUGGAAAUGAUUGUAACUUUCGCAAGUUGAAUCUAUGUACGUUGUUACAAUUUUAGUUUUAAUCGAAGUUUAUUAGAUUACUUUU